Pieris napi is the source of this 1644-nucleotide messenger RNA. RefSeq names its product XK-related protein 6. Lineage: Eukaryota; Metazoa; Arthropoda; Insecta; Lepidoptera; Pieridae. Gene Ontology annotation, cellular component: plasma membrane. Bases 139 to 1317 code for a protein of 392 amino acids. The transcript is spliced from 5 exons. Gene Ontology annotation, biological process: phosphatidylserine exposure on apoptotic cell surface; engulfment of apoptotic cell; apoptotic process involved in development. The record is from RefSeq and is a predicted model, not a curated record.
CCUGAUGGUGACGCCUCGCUUACUUCAAAGUUCAAACUUCAAAAGCUAAAAUUUCAAAACAAUGUGUUGUGGUUUGUUUUCGUUUGUGUGAUAAGUGAUUUAUUUCAAUGAUAGCAUGAUAAAAAAUUCCGAAACAAAAUGCCUAAAGCAAUACGUAAAAUGCUUGAAAAUGGAUAUUCCUACGACGAACCCGAUCGAAUGCCGAACAAUAUAAAUAUUACAUAUCUUGAUAUCGUCAUGUAUGUUGUUGCCAUUGUGGGCCAUUUUAUAGACUUAGGAUUAGACAUAAAUGUUGCCGUACAGUAUUGCUUAUCUCGUAAGAUGAUGGAAUUCGGUUGGACCUUGGUUUUUAUACUUUUACCGGCAUUUGUGAAUACAGCUGUUUCUGUUCGCAUGUACUCCCAAGACAAGCAGCAAGAUUCAUUAAGUAAUGAGUUCACAAAAAGAAAAUGGCUUCGAAUAUUCAUACUAGUACUUCAAAUGGCACCUAUUCUACGAUUUGCUGAUGCUCUCAUCUAUGCAAUCAAAUCUCGUCGAGCUGCCCAUAAACAUGAUCAGGCAUCCCAGAGAAUGUACUAUAGUUUAAUGCUAAAAGAGGAUUCAGAUGCAGCAUUACUUCGAAUAUUUGAAUGCUUUUUAGAAGCAGCCCCACAGCAAGUUUUACAAACCAGUUUACUGAUGCGACAGUAUGAUCAGCUGGCUAUACACCAACUGCUAUCUAUCUGCUCAUCAAUUGUGGGCAUGGGAUGGUGUCUUGCAGCUUAUCAGCGAGCCGUGCGAUAUGCGCAGCAAAAUAAAAACAAUAUUACGUGGUGUGGCACUGCGUUACAAGUGGCCUGGCAUUUCUUGGUUACAUUGAGCCGAAUCACAUCAAUAUCAAUAAUAGCCUACCUAUUUCCUUACUGGACCGUUCUUGCCUGCACUGUACAUAUUCUCAUCAUGACAACUUGGUUACAAUUAGUUGACCAAUCAACAUUUUGCUCUCAAAAUAAAUUAGCUGAAUUCUUUUUCUCUCUAGCAUUAGGAGCAGUAUACUUAUUUACAUAUAUUUUACCAGUUGAAGGCCGCACAAGAUAUAGAUAUGCCUUAUACUACACUACAUGUGGAAUACAAAAUGUUAUAUGUGGUAUAUUAUGGUUUUUAUUUGUAGAUGAAGAAAUGAGAAUAUCAAUAUAUUUUUAUCCAGUUCUAGUUAUAAGCAUUAUUCCAUACAUGUUAGGUUUAGUCUUUAUGUUGAUUUACUAUGGAUGCUUCCAUCCAAAAGUUAGUGUUACUUUAUCAGUUUCUUUUAAAGGUGAUGAUGUGGAAGUUAGUUGAAAAUAUUAUUUUAUCAAUAAAAAGUACAAAUUGCAUUUCUACAAAUAAGUUAUAUUUUCACUGUUAGUAAGAUGAAAUUAGAAAAAUGAAGAGAACUUAUGCCAUUAAGAACUAGUGAUAUAUUUUUUAUAAAAAAUAUUUUUUUAGUAUUAGAACAUACUCAAUUUACUAUUGUAAUGAAUAAAAGACUUAAUAGAUUUAAGAUAUCUUUAAAAUAAAUAUUCUGAAUCUCUUUUUUGCCAACGUUAGUAACACUUUUUGAAAUAUAUUGUUUUAAGAAGUUUUGUAUUUUACUUACAGUCCCUAUAUAAUAAAGUAAACAUUUUA